Messenger RNA from Papaver somniferum (opium poppy), 1536 nucleotides. Its product is annotated as ethylene-responsive transcription factor RAP2-9-like. The record is from RefSeq and is a predicted model, not a curated record. Lineage: Eukaryota; Viridiplantae; Streptophyta; Magnoliopsida; Ranunculales; Papaveraceae. Bases 232 to 783 code for a protein of 183 amino acids. Gene Ontology annotation, biological process: regulation of DNA-templated transcription. Gene Ontology annotation, molecular function: DNA binding; DNA-binding transcription factor activity. The transcript is spliced from 2 exons.
AUAAACAAACGGUAGAAACCUUUAUAAUCUUCUCUCUCUUUCCAUUUCAUAUCUUGAUAUAAAAUAAAAGUGUUGCCCAGGUACAAAGCCAAAACUUAGACAAGAGAAGCUAACCCAAAGUUCAAAAGGGGUGUGCAGAGUGAGAGACCUCCUUCCCAACACUAAGAAAUUUUCCAUUUCCAUCUUCUUGUGGGGGUUAGUGAAGCUUUGGUGUGAUUAUCAGAAGAAGAUAUGGAAGCAAGAGAGUGUUGUUCAUCAAGUACCAGCACAAGCACACAGACAACAACGAUGAAUUCAAGAAGUAAAACAAGAAGAUCAGAGAAGCAAUAUAGAGGAAUCAGGAUGAGAAAGUGGGGGAAAUGGGUAGCUGAAAUUAGAGAACCAAAUAAAAGAUCAAGAAUUUGGUUAGGUUCAUAUUCAACACCAGUUGCAGCAGCAAGAGCAUAUGAUACAGCGGUAUAUUAUUUGAGAGGGCCAUCAGCACGUCUGAAUUUUCCUGAUUCAUUAAUUCAUGAGAAACAAGAACAGCUUCAUGACUUAUCUGCUGAAUCUAUUAGGAAAAAAGCUACUGAGGUCGGUGCUAGGGUUGAUGCUCUUGAAACAUCUGGUGUUGGUCUUGGUCUUGGUUUUCAUUCUUCAUCAGGGGGGAUAGUAUUUAAUAGCAACAACAAUUAUUCUACUAAUUGUAGUAGUAGCAGCAGCGAUAGGCCUUUCAAGAUGAUACAUCCCGACUUAAACGAGAAACCCAAGAUUGAAACUUCAGAUGAAGACGAGUUCAUGUAGGAUUCGAACAGAUGAAGACAAGUUCAUGCAACAAGAUCUCCUCUUCCACUUUUUAUCCAUCUCAUCUCUUGAACAAAAGGGUAUAUGAUGAUGGUUCAUGGAACAAGAAACUCCUCGUACCGUUUCAGUAACUUGGACUUUCGGUUCCAUAUCAACGAUUGCGUUUUGAGGUGUAUUGGUCAGCAAGUAUGGGUGGCCAAAUAUCAAGCUGAGACGGAAAAUCAUUCAAAAUCAUCUUACUAACCUGCUGCAAGAGGAAGAAGAUGAAAGAAGCGUUUGUGCAAAAGAAGUAAAAAUCUGAAGAUGUAAAUGUGUCGAAGGGAUAAGAAUUGAUUAGUAUGAGGAGAUUGGAGAUGGAUAGAGAGAACCGUUGCUGCGGAUAACGUGUUGAUCAUCAAAAGACACAAACAACAGCAACAACACAUAAUCAGAUGCCUACAGAGGGAGAGAGAGUCUGAAAUUGUCGGUGGGGGUGAGAUGUGGUCCUCAGAACAAGCCGCUAGCUAAGCGUAAGAUAUGUAUAUUAGGAUUUAAGGCUGUCAUGGCCGUCAUGGGUUCAAGUGCUGCUGCUUCAUCUUUAAAUUUUGUAUAUAUAUAUAUAUAUAUAUACUAUAUGUCAAUGGACAACACAUAUAUACUAAAAUAUCACUGUAUACUUGCGUAUAUUCUACGUAAUGAUUACUUGUGUACCAUUUAGCAUGUAGUUGUACAUGUGUAUUUGCGGGAGACAUGAAUCAACACGAUCGUUUUUAA